AUGGCAGACCUUAACCUGGGGAAGAUGGUUUUCGCCAUCAUUGACUUCCUGAACGACCAGCUACAUUCAGGCCAGCUGUCUGGAGAUGCAGCCGAGAGUUUAGAAGUUGCUAUCCAGUGUUUAGAGACUGCGUACGGUAUAGAGUACAAGGAUGCGGCAUGUGCAGCCAGGUUACACACGACACCUGCGCUGUACCAGCUCUUCUUAACACACCUGAGGGGACAGGCACAGACAGACGGUGUGAGCCCCACAAGAGAGCGCCCCCUACAGGUGAAGGAGGAAACUGCAGCGGCACCCAGCGGUGUGUUGUCAGAAGAGGACAAGGCAAAAGCUGAGCAGCUGAAAAAUGAAGGUAAUGCCCACAUGAAGGCAGAGAGGUACCAGCAGGCUGUAGACAGCUAUACCAGCGCUAUCACAGUCAACAGCAACAACGCUGUCUACUACUGUAACAGGGCUGCAGCCUACAGUAAACUCCUGGAUCACCAGAAGUCACUAGAAGACUGUCAGAAGGCAGUGGAGAUAGACCCCACCUACAGCAAGGCUUACGGACGCCUGGGAAUGGCGUACUCUAACCUGAAUCAGCAUGAGAAGGCGAAGCAGAGUUACCAGCAAGCGCUCGAGCUGGACCCUGAUAACCAGACCUACCAGAGCAACCUUAGACUCGCCGAGCAGAAACUCAGGGAAAUCAACCUAGGGGGCCCUGGAAUGGGUGGACCUGGUCCUGGUCUGGGUGGAAUGGGCGGGAUGCCAGGAGGCCUAGGGGGCCUUGGAGGCAUGGGUGGAGCGGGGUUAGGAGGGAUGGACCUAGGGGGUCUUCUCAACAACCCUAUGCUGAUGAAUAUGGCGACGCAGAUGAUGCAGAACCCGCAGAUGCAGCAGAUGUUGGGAAACUUAUUAGGCAGCGGCGGUGCACCUACCCAAGCCCCCUCAUCAGGCGAAACACCACCGGGGCCAGGGGGCCUUAAUAUGUCUGAAUUCUUGCAAGCCGGCCAGCAGAUGGCGCAGCAGAUCCAGCAGCAGAACCCGGAGCUUGUGGAGCAGCUGAGGACACAGAUGGGCCGAGACCCGCCCGACGGCAGUCAGGACAAUCCUGACGGGAAAACUGAUGAGAAAUAAUGAAACUUGAACCUGAACGUAGCUGUGUAGUGACGGAUCUUACUACAGCAGCCUGGCAACACCGGUACCAGCCACAGGACAGUUUGCCGCUCAAAGAUGGCAAAAAUCUACAAACUUAAGACUUAACAGUUUAGCACAAAGGAACGACAAAAAUCUUGCAGGAAAAGCUUCGCUCCCAGAGAUAAAUGUAAGAGCAAAGUUUGAUAAACUGUGUUGCAAUAGACACACAAGUCAGUCAAGUUGGCCCAAGUUGUUGAAAAAAAUUGUAAUUUUUUUAGAAGAAUAGAUAUUGAAGUAGCAGAACAAUUGUGACAGUCAUAAAUGGUGAACUGUAUAAAAAUGCUUGUGCUAUCAGAGGUUCCUCCGCUAGCAUGGGGUGUUAGAUACUACAGACACUCACAGGAUAGAUUGUUAACCAGACAAAGCAGGGGUGGAAGUUUCAAGGGAAGCACCAGGAAUAUCUUUCCUCAGUUCCUUUACAAUUGUACUCAACUCUUUCCCACCUGUAUCCAAGAUACAAUGCCCAGAAGGAAUCUCUGAUAUCACUGACUUCCUUGCAACAGUUUAUGAUAUUGUCUUUGAGAAGAAUUUCACAUGGAAUUACAAUUUAGAGGUUUCGAUGUACUAAAAUCCUUUAGUAUGAUUCUCUAAAAAAAGCUUAGGCCACUCCAAGAAUGUUACUUGUCCCUCAGACAAAAAUAAGAAAGAUUAUGAGUUUUGAAAGCCAGGAGUUUCUGUAUGCAAGAUAUGAAUUUAUCUAUAUGAAGUCUGAAUGUUAGGUUAGCAUAAGAAACAACAUGUAGCCUGGAGUUGUAUUUAUUUGGUUAAGAAUGUAUUUUAUCUGGCUGGAAUUACUUCAUUUUUUUUCAUAAUGAUCAGAAGGAUAGAGAAAAAUGUUAUGUACAGCCAAUAAUUUGGAAAAUAGGUAAGGAUAAUGAGAUAUUUUAGAUUUAAAGUAAAAACGAAGCGAAAAAGACUUGCCAUAUGCAGCAGAAAUUGUUCAGAUUGUAUUUCUUGAACAACUGGACUGAGAAGAAAAAAGUAUGCAAACUGAUGUCAGAAAAUUAAUCUAGGAAAUGAACAUUGUAAUUAACUGUCCAUAGGAACUACACUGACUUGGUUCAGUUUUACCCCCUAAAUGCAGGCUGACAAACCCGAUUGUUAUUUUGGUCUGAUCCCAAUAAAGAAAGUUUU
Branchiostoma belcheri (Belcher's lancelet) is the source of this 2310-nucleotide messenger RNA. RefSeq names its product small glutamine-rich tetratricopeptide repeat-containing protein alpha-like. NCBI's taxonomy places the organism in Eukaryota, Metazoa, Chordata, Leptocardii, Amphioxiformes, Branchiostomatidae. Gene Ontology annotation, molecular function: protein binding; molecular adaptor activity. Gene Ontology annotation, biological process: post-translational protein targeting to endoplasmic reticulum membrane. The coding region runs from base 1 to 1116 and encodes 371 amino acids. Gene Ontology annotation, cellular component: TRC complex; membrane. The transcript is spliced from 11 exons. The record is from RefSeq and is a predicted model, not a curated record.